AUGGACAAUGUGUCCUUCCAUCAUGCAGAGUUUGCUCAGAAAUGGAAAUUUGUGUUUCAUAGAAGAAUUUCUAGGGAGAGGGAACUGAGUGAAGAAGCUAUGGGUCUUCAAGAGAUCAUGGAUCAUCUGAAUCAAGCAGGUAGUACAAAGUACAAGAAGGUGUUUGUGAGAGGAAGAUGUGUGAACUUCUCUCCACAUGCUAUCAAUGAGAAUUUGGACAGAAGCUUUGAGGUUGUGAUUGAGGGGGAGCCAGAUCUCCAUCAAGUUGCUUGUACCCUCACUGGAAGGCUGGUGAAGAAAUGGCCCAAGAAGGUAUUACUACCCUCUGGACAACUCACUGCCAAGUAUGCUGUGCUGCACAAAAUUGGUGCUGCCAAUUGGAUGGCCACUAAUCAUACUUUAGAAGUUACUCCACAGUUGGCAAAACUGAUUUUCUUGGUGGGAACAGGAGCCAAGUUGGACUUUGGCACUCAUGUGUUUGAGCAGACUAUCAAGCAUGCUGAGUCUUUUGUUGUGAAGCUGCUUAUCCUGUUUCCCUGUCUUUUGACUGAGAUGAUUCUGCAACAACAUCCAAAUAUUCUAAGGGCUGAUGAGCCUCAAGGUAAGAAGCCUUUACCUCUUAACUUUGACUACCACUUGUUUGCUAGGACACAUGGUCUAGACAUUAUGCUGUCUGUUGCAAAGGGAAAUGCAAGUGCUAGUGGUUCCAAGAAAGUUUCCGCAUCCAUUAAGGAGGACAUUCUAGCUGAAUUAAUUAAGAUCUCGAAGACCCUACAUGACACCAUUCAAGCAAGCAAAGUGAGGAAGCACAAUGUGGAUAAGCUCAUCAGGAUGAUGAGUGAUGUUCCUACUGUAGAAGUCAAUGAAGUGGAUGAAAAUUAG
This is a messenger RNA of Lotus japonicus, 882 nucleotides long. RefSeq lists its product as uncharacterized. The coding region runs from base 1 to 882 and encodes 293 amino acids. The record is from RefSeq and is a predicted model, not a curated record. NCBI's taxonomy places the organism in Eukaryota, Viridiplantae, Streptophyta, Magnoliopsida, Fabales, Fabaceae. The transcript is spliced from 2 exons.